Molecule: messenger RNA, 1274 nt
Organism: Vidua macroura (Pin-tailed whydah)
Lineage: Eukaryota; Metazoa; Chordata; Aves; Passeriformes; Viduidae
Product: olfactory receptor 10AC1-like
Exons: 2
Coding region: 133-1143 (336 amino acids)
Biological process (GO): G protein-coupled receptor signaling pathway
Cellular component (GO): membrane
Molecular function (GO): olfactory receptor activity; G protein-coupled receptor activity
Source: RefSeq, a predicted model, not a curated record
CGUUGGCUCUAGGGGCACGCACAGCCAGAGGGAGCCCAGACUGGGCAAGAAACAGAAUCUCAGCCCAGACUGAACAGCACACAUCAUCAAGAGGAAGAAGUCUCUAUUUUCAUACCUUUUAACCCAGAGAAGAUGCCAUGUGAAGGCUGCAUGGAGAGGGACAAUGUGAGCACUGGUGCAACCAUGGAGUUCCUCCUGCUCGGCUUCUCCGAGCUGCUUCAUCUGCGGGUCCUGCUCUUCCUUAUCUUUCUCAUUGUUCAUUUGGUCACAUUGGCAGGGAAUAUGAUGAUCUUCAUGGCGGUGGUGAUGGAGCCCUCACGUCCCCCCAUGCUUUUCUUCCUCUGCCAACUCUCUGCCGUCGAGCUCUGCUACACUUUAGUCAUUGUCCCCAAGGCGCUGCUCGGCCUGGCAGCGGCGGGCGGCAGCCCCAUCUCCGUGCUGGGCUGUGCCGCACAGAUGCACCUCUUCGUGGCCCUCGGCGGGGCCGAGUGCUUCCUGCUGGCAGCGAUGUCCUACGACCGCUACGUGGCCAUCUGCCAGCCCCUGCGCUACGCGGCCGUGAUGAGCGAGGGGCUGUGCCUGCGGCUGGCUCUCACCGGCGCCCUGGCAGCCUUCGCCGCUGCCCUGGCCUUGACGGUGGCCGUGUUCCGCCUGCCUUUCUGUCAGUCCCGCCGCAUCGACCACUUCUUCUGCGAUGUGCCUGCCGUGCUGCACCUGGCCUGCGCUCGGGGCUACACCACCGAGCUGCCCCUGCUGGCUGCCUGCGUGCUCCUCCUGCUGCUCCCCUUGCUCCUAAUCCUGGCCUCGUACCUUUGCAUUGCUGUGGCUUUGUUAGGCGUCAGCUCCCCUGUGGGAAGGGGCAAGGCCUUUUCCACCUGCAUUUCACACCUGGCCAUCACUUUGCUGCACUACGGCUGUGCCACCUUCAUCUACAUUCGCCCUAAGUCCAGUUACUCACCAGCUCGGGACAAGGUGGUGUCUCUGGUCUACACCAACAUUACUCCUUUAAUGUAUCCCCUCAUUUAUAGCCUGAGGAACAAGGAGAUCAGAGGGAUCCUCAGGAAAAUGCUGAGAAGGAAGAAAAUAGCUCAGGUGAACUGGGAUACUAUCACAGUUGUGAUCCCUGUGUGUGGUAAGUUUUAGUAGAACAAACACAUGCUUGUUGGAAAACAGCCCCAUAACCAGAUCACCACAGACUUCACUAAGGCAAAUAUCCAGACAGAAUUCUAUAUGCAUCACUACAUUUAUGAGAAAAAGAUAUCUCUGCUCAAAAA